Messenger RNA from Funneliformis geosporum, 267 nucleotides. Lineage: Eukaryota; Fungi; Glomeromycota; Glomeromycetes; Glomerales; Glomeraceae. The record is from the annotation of a GenBank genome assembly.
AUGAAAAUAGUGGUAUUAAACAUUGUAGAUUUUGAUUAUUUAACAAAAUAUCAGUGUAUUUUUGAUUAUGAUGUUCUCAAAAAAAUCAAAUUCAUUACAGAAAAUGAAAAUCUAUCAAUUACUACACAACUAAAGUUAUUAAAAGCAAAGUUUCUUACUCUAUCUAUUCUUAAUUGUAAUCUUAUUAAUAUAAUACAAAAAUAUAAGGUUGAAGCAGAAGUAACGCAUGAUGCAUUUUAUUUAUUAAAAAAUCUUAUUCAACAUUAG